This is a messenger RNA of Clarias gariepinus (North African catfish), 2033 nucleotides long. RefSeq names its product aryl hydrocarbon receptor interacting protein (gene aip). The record is from RefSeq and is a predicted model, not a curated record. Bases 31 to 1056 code for a protein of 341 amino acids. Gene Ontology annotation, molecular function: protein binding; peptidyl-prolyl cis-trans isomerase activity. The transcript is spliced from 7 exons. NCBI's taxonomy places the organism in Eukaryota, Metazoa, Chordata, Actinopteri, Siluriformes, Clariidae.
CUCGAUAUCAUAGAUUUUUCACCACCGAGAAUGGAGGAAAUUGCUCGGACGCUCAGCGUUGAUGGCAUCCAGAAAAAAGUGAUUUCUCCAGGAAAAGGGGAAAUCCCAGACUAUGUGGAUGGCACGAAGAUAAACUUUCAUUACCGCAGCAGCCUGUGUGAUGGCACGGUGCUGGACGACUCCAGGAUGAUGGGAGGGAAGAGUAAACCCAUGGAGCUCAUCCUGGGGAAGAAGUUUAAGCUGCCCGUGUGGGAGCGUAUCCUCAUCACCAUGAGAACGGGCGAGAUUGCAGAGUUCAUCUGCGACGUCAAGCACACGGCUCUGUACCCGCUGGUGUCUCAGUCACUGAGGAACAUCAGUGUGGGUAAAGACCCGCUGGAAGGACAGAGACACUGCUGUGGCAUCGCCCAGGUCCACUCUCACCACUCACAUGGACACAAAGACCUGGAACAGCUCCAGGCCAACCCUCAACCCCUCGUCUUCACCAUGGAGCUCCUGGAGGUUUUGCCCCCAGGCUCGUUCAGUUUGGAGACCUGGGCAAUGACGGAUGAGGAGAAGCUGGCCGCCGUGCCAGGGAUCCAUGAGGAAGGAAACGCGCUUUUCAAGAAGGGAGACAUGGAGGGGGCCGCCGAAAAAUACUACAACGCCAUCGCCUGCCUGAAGAACCUCCAGAUGAAGGAGCAGCCCGGUGAUAAGCCAUGGAUUAAGCUGGAUUUGAUGAUCACACCUCUGCUGCUGAACUACUGCCAGUGUAAACUCAUGCUGGGUCAGUAUUACGAGGUGCUGGACCACUGCUCAUCUCUGCUCAACAAGUAUGAAGAUAACGUGAAGGCGUACUUCAAGCGGGGAAAAGCUCAUGCGGCCGUCUGGAACGAAGUUGAAGCCCGAGCCGAUUUUGAGAAGGUGCUGCAGCUAGACCCGUCUCUGGGGCCAGCCGUGGCCAAAGAGAUCCGAGCCAUGGAGGAGCGCAUCCGAGAGAAGAAAAAAGAGGAAAAAGGACGAUACAGAAAUCUUUUCACCUCCAGCAGCACUUCAGCAGCAGCUACUACGAGCUGAAACCCGCACGGACGUUUCAUUUAGUCGCUCCUGAAGAAAUGCUCCAUUCCUGAGACGCUGCAACACCUGAGCAGAUGAGCUGUUCACCAUUUCAACACGUGCAGCUUCCACGUUUCAUUUCCCUCCCACACACACACACACUCACAAGCACCAAAUACCCUCACACUAUUUCAACACACACAGACACAAAUUAAAAUAAAUCUCAGUACCAUGGGCUGUAUCCCAAACACUAAAGGCAGCAUGGUAAAGGACGCCCUGUUACACCAUGUUAGAGAUUUAGAUGUGACCUCUAGCAUUUGGGAAACACCCUGUACAGGAGGUGAGAUGCUAAUUCGAAGGAACACAUCUUUAAUUUUGCCCGAUUGUAUAGAAUUGACGUAUCAGACCCUGGUGAAAUGAAAGGACGUGUUAAUGGGACAUAUCCCCUGUGGGACAGACACGCCCCCUGAGAGAGACAAUCAUGUAGAAAGUCCUUCCUUUUUUUUUUGGUUCUAACCCCGUUGUAUCUUACAUUAGAUUGUUUUUGUACUUAUUGUCUCAUAUUGUAUAAUUUCUUUCAAAUGUCUAAACCAGCACGUGUGAGUUGACCGAAAUUGUAAAAAUUUUCACAGAUAUUGUAUUGUAAUAGAAGUACACACACACGGACCUAAAGUCAGGGUGGAUGAUUUGCUAUAUACAGACAUUGCUUUUGUCAUCUACAAGCACAUAAUUAUACAUAAUAUAUUUUUAAUCAUUAUGAAAUUACUACCAAAAGAAUCAUUACCCUUAAAAGCAUUUAUAAUUUACAAACUGCUUCCAGACUUUUAAAAACUUUUUUUUUUACUUAACUUUCCUUAACCUGCACUCUUUACUCCACGUGAACGUGUAUAUGUGUUUUUGUCUUAAACGCUACUGUGAAAGACAACGCUGCAUUUAUGUUGUAACAAAAGCCAAAUAAAGAAACCCAAAUAAAAAUUUAAGUAAUCUUAUUAUUGAUA